Molecule: messenger RNA, 1412 nt
Organism: Phlebotomus papatasi
Lineage: Eukaryota; Metazoa; Arthropoda; Insecta; Diptera; Psychodidae
Product: alpha-tocopherol transfer protein-like
Exons: 6
Coding region: 392-1321 (309 amino acids)
Cellular component (GO): membrane
Molecular function (GO): phosphatidylinositol bisphosphate binding
Source: RefSeq, a predicted model, not a curated record
AGUAUGAGAUCGAGUUUCUUUUCGUGAAGACGUUCAAUUUUCCCUUUGUGACUAUUUUACGCACAAUUUUCCUUGUCCUGUUCUGUGUUCAUCAUUUAAUGUUGGAAUUUUGUGAAAAACUUUCUUGGUUUCUUCCCAUAAAUUUCACCAGAAGAGAGUGGCUCUAGUGUGCUGGAGAAUGUUGCAGAAUAUUUGCUAAACUACAAAAUUAUCUUCCGGAAGUGUUUGAUAAUUCUGUUUGGGUGUUCUCGAUGAUCAGUCCAAAUGUGAUAGAGUGAUUGGUGCUUCUUCAUUUUCUGUGACUUCGUUUUUGCUCUCCGAUAAACUUCUGAUAGAGAUAUCUUUUCUUUUCCUCUUUAGACGGAUUCUGUUUAAUUAUAAUUAUCACAUCAUGAAAUUCCCAACAAUGUUGACUGACUUCGAUGAAAUGCCCGCUAUCAAACUGGGCGAAUACACACUGACUUUUGAGUUGGACCCACUGGGACCAGUAGGUCAGGGUGUCGCAGAAAGAGAAUUGCGGGAAACUCCAGAGAGACAGAAAAAAGCCACCGAAGAACUUCGAAAUUUACUGAAAGAGGAAAAAGACUUGGUGCUACCGCUGGACAAUGAUGGUUGGCUCAUCAGGUUCUUGAGGCCGUGCAAAUACUACCCGGAAAGUGCCAGAAACCUUGUGAAGAGCUACUAUGGGUUUAAGGUGAAGCACAAGCAGCUCUACGAUGGACUGGUGCCAUCGAAGGAGGCAAAUAUCUUCAAGCACAACAUCAUAACUGUCUUCCCAAAUCGGGAUCAACUGGGUCGAAGGAUUCUGGUACUGGAGCUGGGAAAGAGGUGGAAGCACAAGGAGGUGAAUCUCGAUGAAGUCUUCAAGGGCUGUGUUCUUUUUAUGGAGGCAGCAAUGGUGGAGCCUGAAACCCAAGUUCACGGAGCCGUAGUUAUUUUCGACAUGGACGGAUUAUCGCUACAACAAACAUGGCAAUUUACACCACCGUUCGCCAAGAGGAUUGUCGAUUGGCUACAGGAAUCAGUUCCUCUACGAGUAAAAGCAAUUCACAUCAUCAACCAGCCCAAACUCUUCAACAUUGUCUUCGCUCUCUUCAAACCCUUCCUGAAGGAGAAGCUCCGCAAUAGGAUCUACUUCCAUGGCUCAGACCGUGACUCUCUGCACAAUCACAUCUCGCCCAAGUGUCUACCCCCUGUCUAUGGAGGCACCAUCGAGAUGCCCCGUGUUACGGGUGACCAGUGGUACCAACUCCUGCUCAAAUGCGAUCAAGAAUUCGCCGCAAUCAAUAGCUACGGCUACAAGCACGUCAUCUCCAAGUGACCACCAAUCUUCGUUUGCUGUACAAUAAACUCUAGUUUUAAUAAAGGGUAUUAGAAUUUACGGACUUGCCGCAGAAUAUGUUGAUAACAAA